CACGAUCGGAACGAUGAUCUUGGGUCUCGGAGUGGGCGCCUUCUUGUGGAACCCCCUUGCCGGAGCCAUCGGUCGUCGCCCUACCUACCUCAUCGCCUGGGUCCUCUUCCUCGCCUUCACCUUCUGGAAUGCCUUUUCGCCCACCUUGGAGUCCUUCUUCGCAGCCCGCUUCUUUGCCGGAUUCGCAGGAUCGGUAACGCAGUGUCUGCCCGUCGCAUCCAUCAUUGAGAUGUACCGACCUCAAUGGCGAGGAACCGCCAUUGGCCUCUGGAGUCUCUUCCUCACCUUGGGUCCCCCUACCGCCCCCAUCAUCGGAUCAGCAGUGACCCUCAGCCACAAGUGGCAAUACGUCUACUACGUCGACUUGAUCUUUGCCGGCGUGGCCUUGAUCAUGCUCAUCUUCCUUUGCCCAGAGACCAUGUACAUUCCACCCUCCCAAGAGGCCCUUCGAGAGGCAAUGGGCUCACAGCACGGCGAAUACUCCAGCGGCAUCGCCAAGCCAAACUCCAACAUCGAGGACGACCAGGAGAAGAGCGACCCCCUCUAUGUCGCUACCGAUGACAGCAGCUCCGCUCGACCGCCCAUCUCUGGAAGGAUUGGAAUGCUCUACAACCCUCUCAAGGAGCCAAAGCGCUUCAUCAUCGCAGCACUGCUUCCCCUGCGUCUGAUGGGCUAUGUCACCAUGAGUCUGCCCGCCCUAUACGGCGCCAUCGUCUUUGGCUGGGGAGUCGGCUUUACGAUCUUGAUCCCUCAAAGUGUGGCCAGGCCGCCAUACCUUUUCUCAGGAAUGAUCCUCGCAUGUUGCUACAUCCCCUUUUUGGUUGGUUCCCUCUUGGGCAAGAUCCUGGGUGGAGUAGGCUCUGAUUGGACGAUGGCAUUCAUGGCUCGUAGGAGUGGCGGUGUGCGCCAGCCCGAGCACCGCAUCUGGAACUUGUUCCCGGGUGUCAUCCUCUCCUUUAUUGGUCUGAUGGUCUAUGGCUUUGGCUUUGGCCAUUACAUGGCCUGGUGGGUGCCCGUGGUGUUUGGAGUGGGUAUCUACUACAUCGGUGUCGUCUCUUUGACUGGCGCUAUCCAGGCGUACCUCAGCGACACAGCGCCUGCGGUCGGCAUCGCAUCUGUCCAGGUCUACAACUUCUUCAAGACUGUAUGGUCGUUCGGAAUUCCAUUCUGGAUUGCCGAGCUGGUAGGUCUGGAGAGCUGGGCGAUGGGAGACGGGUCAAUGAUGGUGACAGGCAAUGUCGCCGAAGCGGUCAUUGUCUUGGUCUUCGGCCUGCUACUCUGCGUGGGGCUGAUCUUGUUCGGAAAGAAGCUGAGGACAGCCCAGAAGCUGGGGAUGUAAUCGGUCCACAGGUUGUAGCGUCAUUGUCAUCUCUCUUUGUCUUCAAUGUAUCCAGCAGGGUGUCCCCAUUGUACGCAGCAGACUG
Molecule: messenger RNA, 1424 nt
Organism: Microstroma glucosiphilum
Lineage: Eukaryota; Fungi; Basidiomycota; Exobasidiomycetes; Microstromatales; Microstromataceae
Product: MFS general substrate transporter
Exons: 1
Coding region: 14-1339 (441 amino acids)
Biological process (GO): transmembrane transport
Molecular function (GO): transmembrane transporter activity
Source: RefSeq, a predicted model, not a curated record